Messenger RNA from Lachnellula hyalina, 411 nucleotides. It is a transcript of the gene HTB1, whose product is annotated as Histone H2B. The coding region runs from base 1 to 411 and encodes 136 amino acids. Lineage: Eukaryota; Fungi; Ascomycota; Leotiomycetes; Helotiales; Lachnaceae. The record is from RefSeq and is a predicted model, not a curated record. Gene Ontology annotation, biological process: nucleosome assembly. Gene Ontology annotation, cellular component: nucleosome. Gene Ontology annotation, molecular function: DNA binding; structural constituent of chromatin; protein heterodimerization activity. The transcript is spliced from 4 exons.
AUGCCUCCAAAGGCCGCCGCCGAGAAGAAGCCCGCCUCCAAGGCACCUGCCAAGGCCCCCGUUGAGAAGAAGGAAGCUGGAAAGAAGACCUCCGCGACUGGCGAGAAGAAGAAGCGCACAAAGACGCGCAAGGAGACAUACUCUUCAUACAUCUACAAAGUUCUGAAGCAAGUACACCCCGAUACUGGUAUCUCCAAUCGCGCUAUGUCAAUCCUGAACUCUUUCGUCAACGACAUCUUCGAGCGCGUUGCAACUGAGGCAUCCAAACUCGCCGCAUACAACAAGAAGUCCACUAUUUCAUCCCGCGAGAUCCAAACCUCUGUCCGACUUAUCCUACCCGGUGAACUUGCCAAGCACGCUGUUUCAGAAGGUACCAAGGCAGUCACCAAGUACUCUUCGUCCACGAAAUAG